UAUACGGCGCGGCCUCAACGUGAACGGUGGAACGCGAAACCUUUCUAUUUUACCAGAGUUAAAAUUUGAUUUUCGACAGGUUCCCAACCUUCUUUUUUGUACGAGAAAGAUGCCUGCGUGUAGUGUCUAAGUUCCCACUGUGAAAAAAGUUCGUGACGAGCUACUAACGGAUAAUUUGGUGCGAAUUUGAAAGAAAAUGCGGGUCGUUCUAGUCAGCUUAUUGGUGGUGUCAGUCACUUGCCUACCCCAAGGCGCUCCCCCCACCGUGUGUCAGACGCUGAUGCCCUUCCACGGGGGCGGGAUUUCCCCCCAGGGAGGUAUACCGCCCUAUUCGAUCAUCCCGAGAAGACAAGGAGGUAGAGUCGCUAUCACUGUGACCUCGUCGUUGGGGAUCCCAUUUCAGGGCUUCCUGCUUCAAGGGAGGACACCCAGAAGGGAAAUCCUCGGAGAAUUCGACCAGACCACGACACAAGAUGGCCACACUAUACAGUGCGGCGAACCGGCGGAUUCUCUGACUCACAACAAUCCCGGCGAGAAGAAUAGUCUGGACGUCAUCUGGACUCCACCCGACGGAUACGAAGGACCCAUCGUAUUUAAUGCGACCAUAGCCCAAAGUUACGACACGUUCUGGGUCGGUGUUGAGUCUCCACCGGUCGACAUCAGCAGGAGGAGUGUAAUCAACGAUCCCAGUUUCAACAUUCCGAGGCAACCGCCGACCACUACGCCUCAUUAUGCCAGGCCUAUAGCCAAACAAUCGUCGACAGAGUUCGAUCCGUUUUACUCCGGAUGCGCCGUUACCAAACUUUGCUUUGGCGCGCCCGACAAUUGCGUCAUCAACAAAAGUUGCAAAUCGGCAGUGGCAGUUACGGUGUCGGGUGACAGAUACGAGUUCGAACUGAAAGCUGACAACGCCGCAUGGGUGGGCGUCGGAUUGUCCGAUGACGACAAAAUGGGCGACGAUUCAGUCAUCGAAUGCGUCACGAGAAACAAUAGGGUGGAUGCUUACAUGUCAUGGACCAGCGGUCCUCCGAAUAGCUACGGAGCUGCGAGAUUAAGCAACCCUCAGUUAGGUAUUCAAUUGCUGAAUGGCAGCGUCGUCGACGGAGUCCUCUAUUGCAAAAUCAGGCGGGACGCUUACACGAACGUCAAUGGAAAAGUUUUCGACUUGAUAAAUGAGAAGUACAAUCUGCUGAUCGCGUCAGGGUCGAGUGCGACAGCCUCGUCCGUGUCAUUCCACGACCUGUCAUUUUUGGCAAGCGCGCAGAAGCAAUCGCUGUCCGACGUUUCGGCUUUGGCGGCCGCCUCCAAGCUUCUCGUGCGCCUUCACGGGUGUUUCAUGCUGGCUGCCUGGUUGGGCACAGCCUCGGUCGGCAUUUUGUUGGCGAGAUAUUACAGGCAAACGUGGGUCGGCAACCAACUAUGCGGCAAGGAUAUGUGGUUUGCGUGGCACAGGACGUUCAUGAUUCUUACAUGGGCCCUGACGACUGUGGCUUUCGUCUUGAUUUUCGUCGAACUGAAAGCGUGGUCCGCGGAAAAGAACCCGCACGCCAUAUUGGGUACCGUCACCACGAUUUUGUGCUUCAUUCAACCGAUCGGGGCAUACUUUAGACCGCAUCCCGGCACCUCCACCAGACCCGUGUUCAACUGGUUGCACUGGUUGAUCGGAAAUUCCGCUCACAUCAUAGCGAUUGUCACCUUAUUUUUCGCUGUGAGACUCACCAAGGCAGAACUUCCGGAUUUCGUCGAUUGGAUUUUGGUCGCGUACGUGGUCGUCCACGUCAUAAGCCAUUUAGUACUUUCGGUUCUCAACUGCACCGCCGAGAAGUCAUCUGAGCGAAGAGUCACCUCGUUUCCGAUGAAAGAUUUGGGCGCUUCUGGCCGGAAUUCCGGCUACAACGAUCGAAGUCCCGACGCGCCGUUCUCGAACGUCAGGAAAGGGCUCCUAGCUGUGUACAUACUAAUAAUAAUAGCGAUCGUGAUAGCUCUCAUUGUGAUAACGGCUUUGGCGCCCAUCGAGGAGACCUGGACCACUUUGAAGUCUACAGUCAUGGACAAUAACUAGACGUUCAACGUAUUCGAGAAACAGUCGACUGAUGGAGCUGCAGCUCAGCGAAACACGAAAAUUUGACGUUACCACAUAUCGUUCGUUAAGAAAGUUCUAACUAAACUUAGGUGUAGAUGUAAGUCUCACAGAAUAAUUUUUUAGUCGUCUUCUUUUUACAGUUAUAAGAAAGGAAACAACGUUUGUUAACGGGAUUGAAAAUUUCGUGCGGAAAUUUUAUCGGUUUUGGGUUCGAGCUUUCCGAAUUUUGGUGUGCUAGACUAUCAAUUGUUUUUUCAAAAAUAUCAAAGUUAGGUACCUCCGUGAGAUGUAAAAAAAUUUGACAUGUAAUUUUAUUAGAUGUUAUGUAAAUUUUAUUUUGUGAACGAGGUGCGAUCAAAAAAUUAUAUUUUUCAUCCGUUUUAGGUGACUUAAGUAGAAUGUGUUUAAAAUUUGAAUUUUUAAGUCACAAGAUAUGGAUAUCGUUUUAGAACAUUUGGUUUAAAAAAUGAAAAAUGUAAGGUGUUUUUCCCGAUUUUUUUCGUAAUUACUAUAAUUACUUGAAAGAUGACGCGGCAUAGGGAACAAUACAAAAAUAAUAUUUUAAACAACUUUGGCAAUAGUUAUGAAAAAAGUUCAAAACAAAUGUUGGGAUUUCAUAAAAUUUUGAUGUUCAGUACUUCCAAUUUAGAGAGGCUCAUUAUUUAUGAAUUACCCUGUGUAUUCGAUAUUUUGAGUCGCCAUGUCCCUUACGAGGCACUUAUAUCAGAAAUUCUGACUUGUUUCUCAGAAGUUCUUAUUUGCUUCUCAGAAAUUGUGAAUUAAGUCACAAAUUCUGACUUGUCUGAGACAGAUUUUAUUUCCGGUGGGCUUUCAGCUCUUUCGUAUAUAAGAAACAUUAAAAAAACCAAAAAUAUUUUUUUUUUCAAAUUGUCAGGAACAAAUUUUCAUUAUACCAGAGAGAUAGAAUUUCACAGAAUUAUUAAUAAUUUUUUUUAACCCACACAACAUUUUUAUAUUUUGUUUCGGGCUGUUUUCGAAACUCUGAACGUGUUAAAACAGGUAAGGCAAUCGAUGACGUAAGUAUACGAAUGCGCGCGAGAUUGUCAGUACAAAACAUUUGAACGUAUAAAUACGUAUCUUCGUUGAUUCGAUUUUUAACUUAUUUUUACUAGUUGUUUAUCUACAGAUUUAAAGACAUUUGUUUGUAAAUAUAUAAAGUAUUUUCUAACCGUAA
Molecule: messenger RNA, 3278 nt
Organism: Cylas formicarius (sweet potato weevil)
Lineage: Eukaryota; Metazoa; Arthropoda; Insecta; Coleoptera; Brentidae
Product: putative ferric-chelate reductase 1 homolog
Exons: 11
Coding region: 197-2062 (621 amino acids)
Molecular function (GO): oxidoreductase activity, acting on metal ions
Source: RefSeq, a predicted model, not a curated record